ACCGCAGGCCACGCGGCGCGAUGCUGGGAGGUGCUGCCCGCCCCCGAGAGGCAGGUGGCGGCCAAGCAAUCGAGGGCUCGCUAGGACCCAGGAGGCGCUGGGCUGGGAGCGGGGACGGGAGGUCACACACGGCCCCAGCAGCAGGAAGCGGAUUUCACUCGCUACAGGGUAACUCCCGGGCGCUGCCGUGUGCCUGCCCGGCGCCCUGCGGCGUCCCCUUGCCAGAUCCCCGAGCCCCGGCCGCAGAGGGGAGAGGUUCAUCUCGCGGGAGUCUCAGCCCUACGGCUUCCCAAGAGGCCGAUCUUCCGGCUCCCCCACCCCCAAAGAGCUGGGACCCCAGAUCCAGGAGGAAAACACCUCCCACUGAGCAGCGCCUGCUCCACUUGGAGCCAAGCUUCACACCGUAGUGUCAUCAGGCAGCGCUGUUCAGAGAACUGACUGCUUCUGUAGCUCCCCAGGGCCUCACCGCUGCUGGAAGGAAUCAUAGAAACGUAGGGCUGGAGGGGACCUCGAGAAGUCAUCAAGUCCAGCCCCCUGGGCUGAGGCAGGACCUAGACCAUCCCUGAUAGCGGGCGACAGGAUGGUGAGAGAGGAUGAGGAAGAGAAUCCACGGCAGGCAGGCUGUAAGGAGGCACAACCCCAUGGGGCAUCAUCCAGAUGCUCCAAAGAAGACAUUGCAUCAAGCCUCGAGCAGGGAAAAGCUUCUGAGAGUCAGCACAGGGCAGAAAGGCAGCAGGGAAAGCAGCCAGGGAAGAAAGGGUGUCAAGCCAUUAGCUCUAGUAGAGGUGGAAAGGACAUCCUGGAAACCUCAAUGCAGCAGAGACCCCAUACAAGAGAAAAAAAACCUCCACCCACCGAAUGUGAGAAAAGAUUCAAUAUGAGCAAACAGCUUGGUAGAUCUCAGCUCCCCCACUCGGCAGAGAAGCCCUAUAAAUGCCAGGAGUGCGGGAAAAGUUUCAAUCAGAGCUCCAACCUUAUUCUGCACCAGCGAACGCACACGGGGGAGAGGCCCUACAAAUGCCUCGACUGCGGGAAAAGUUUCAAUCGGAGCUCGAGCCUCGUCGUGCAUCAGAGAAUCCACACGGGAGACAAACCCCACAAAUGCACCAAAUGUGGGAAGAGUUUCAUUCAGAGCUCCAACCUGACGACACACCAAAAAAUCCACACGGGAGAAAAAAACUGUCAGUGCCCAGAGUGUGGGAAAAUGUUCAGCGACAACUCAGCCCUGAUUAAGCACCGAAGAAUCCAUUCGGGACAGAAACCCUAUAAAUGCCCAGAAUGCGGGAAAGGGUUUAGUGACAGCUCAACCUGUAUUCGACACCAGAGAACCCACACGGGAGAGAGACCCUACAAAUGCCUGGAUUGUGGGAAAAGCUUCAAUCUGAGCUCCAACCUAGUUACGCACCGGAGAAUCCACACGGGGGAAAGACCCUAUAAAUGCCUUGACUGUGGGAGAAGCUUUAGUCAGAACUCGCAUCUGAUUAAACAUCAGAAAGUCCACACGAGGUUGAAAUCUUGAAUGCGGGAGCGGUUGCAGUCGGGGCUUUGGUUGGGUUUGGAAUCAGCAAAUCCAUACAGGGAAGAAACUUCCUUGAUGUCCUGAGAAGGGAAAAUGUUAUGGGGGUGGGGGAAUGCAAACAAUGGUAUUAUUUUGCGGGGGGGAGGGGAGAAAUUAGACAUAUGAAUGCUUGCUGGGAAGGGAGGAGAAUUUUUGAGUGGGGAGGGAUGGGGAAGACAGGCAUAAAGUGGCUUGACUUGGUGCGAAACCUGACAAUCCUGCAGCGAUCUGGCCUUCCAUCCGCCGUUCGUUCUAUCAAAAAGCGGCGCGGCCACGGUGGCCGUCUCGCCGCGAUGGAGAAAAAAGCUCCAGCAGGGUGUGUGCCUUGACUCUCCCCGGUGCCGCCCCCGGGGCCACCCCGGACACUGGUGGCUUCACAGGAUUGAGCCAGAUCUGAGAACUUCACUCCACGACGUCUGGGACGACACCAUUGACUGAGGUCACAGGCUGGUGCAGUAGUCCCCGGUGGACUGGGUGUGUUUGAUGAAGGUGUUUGAUGGCUCAGGGCUGCAGCAUGGGAAGGGAGGGAUUAUGGGACAGGAGAAAUGAGGAUGAGUGAUAGGGAUGG
This is a messenger RNA of Malaclemys terrapin pileata, 2126 nucleotides long. RefSeq names its product zinc finger protein 239-like. Gene Ontology annotation, biological process: regulation of transcription by RNA polymerase II. The transcript has 3 exons. Gene Ontology annotation, molecular function: DNA-binding transcription factor activity; RNA polymerase II cis-regulatory region sequence-specific DNA binding. Lineage: Eukaryota; Metazoa; Chordata; Testudines; Emydidae. The coding region runs from base 581 to 1519 and encodes 312 amino acids. The record is from RefSeq and is a predicted model, not a curated record.